Durusdinium trenchii is the source of this 888-nucleotide messenger RNA. The record is from the annotation of a GenBank genome assembly. Lineage: Eukaryota; Dinophyceae; Suessiales; Symbiodiniaceae.
AUGGAGGAAGAGGAAGAGCUUUGGUCCUGGCUGCAAGAAGUUUGCGAGGCACAAAGCUUUUCGAAUCCUGGAUGGGUGACUCCUGAAGAUGACUUUCAAAGGCUUCGAGCUUCGGUGCCCGAGUGGCUCCUGGAAGAGGAUCAUCGCUUUGCUUGGAGAGUGGUCUCCUUGCUAGGGAUGUAUGGCGAGCUAAGCUUCAAUCUGCACGCCCAGACACCCAGUGCUGAAAGCUCUGGCUUGACCUAUUUGAGUCUUCAGUUCACUGGAGCGGACUACUCGGUGGAAACGGAUCCGCCCGAGAACUGGGAGCAGCGCUUGAGUUGUGGACAUCUCUUCGUUGGGCCGCAGUAUACGGUGGAUUUGAUACCGGGUGGUGCUGUGAGCAUGGUGCCGCUCAACGAUUUGAAAGAGAUCAUUGUUUCCAAAUCCCUUGGUGACUAUUUGCGAUCUUUAAAGCAAUGGUUGGAGGAUUGUCUAAAGUCGCUACCUCGAGAUCAAUGGAAGAAUGCCUGGAAAUCUAUGAAGACUGGCAUUGGAGGUCCUUCACACUCUGCCUAUUUGGUCACCGGAAGCUUCAUUUCCUUUCCAGAUUACCUCCUUAAGACUCUGCCACCCUCUCUUCAAGCUGCUCGGGAGGCUGCUUUGCGAAAGCCGAAGACCAAAAAGAAGCGCAAGAGGAAGUUUUGUUGUGCCGGCUGUGAUACUGAAGCAGCUAAGGAGACCUUGCGUUGUUGCACAUACUGUGGGGAAGAGAAUGACUGUGCAUACUUCUGUAGUGAUUGUUGCAAAGGUGGCUGUUGGUGUUCCGUUUGCGGUUCUUGCUAUCAGUGCUGCGACUUGAGCCAUUCACCUCCACAGGAGGGUGAAGGGCCUGAGGAGGAAUCAUGA